Acaulospora colombiana is the source of this 894-nucleotide messenger RNA. The record is from the annotation of a GenBank genome assembly. Lineage: Eukaryota; Fungi; Glomeromycota; Glomeromycetes; Diversisporales; Acaulosporaceae.
AUGACACCAGAUAGUAUUUUGAUGGAUAAUUCUACUACAGUUGAACCCGACUAUUUACGUUUAAUUCUUACUUCUAGAGUUUACGAAAUUGUUAAAGAAACCCCAUUACAGCAUGCUACAAACCUUUCCAUAAAAACGAAUAAUAAAAUAUUAUUAAAAAGAGAAGAUUUGCAUGAGGUCUUUUCAUUCAAGAUUAGAGGUGCUUAUAAUAAGAUUUCUCACUUGACAGAGGAAGAAAGAAACCGAGGUGUCAUUGCGUGUUCUGCUGAUGCCAGUGCAACACCGACAAUUAAAUGGCAGAACGUUGAACGACUUGGUGCCAAAGUUGUUCUAUAUGGUUCAGAUUUUGAUGAGGCUAAAGCAGAAUGUGCUCGUUUAAUAGAAGUGGAGAAACGUACAAAUAUCCCUCCCUACGAUGAUCCCUAUGUCAUAGCUGGUCAGGGAACUAUCGCGAUGGAGAUCCUUCGUCAAUACAAAACACUUGAUGCUAACGCCAUGACGCUUUCGUUGAGAGAGAAAAGGCGCGUAAUUCUUGAUGAAGUUGGGUUAUUUGCAGAUGGUGCUGCUGUUAGAAUUGUGGGCGAGGAGACUUUUAGGGUAUGCAGUGAGGUCGUAGACCAAAUGAUCAAUGUGUCUAAUGACGAAAUUUGUGCAGCUAUCAAAGAAGUUUUUGAAGAUACUCGAUCAGUUUUGGAACCGGCUGGAGCACUUUCUGUAGCAGGGAUUAACAAAUAUAUUGCUGAAAACAAGAUUACGGGUGGUUGUUUUGUAGCCAUUACUUCUGGUGCAAACAUGAAUUUUGAACGACUGAGAUUUGUAGCUGAACGUGCUGAAUUGGGCGAACAACGCGAAGCUUUGAUUUCCGUAAUCAUACCCGAACGUCCCGGAAGGUGA